UAUUGUUUUGUUAAGAGUAUUAAUCUUUGUUCUGUAUGAAUGUUUUCAACUUAAAUGUCAAUAUUUUUCUGAAAAAAAUGAAAAUUCUUCCUAAGGAAGGGGGGGAAAUUGAGGAGGUAUAUUAAGGAACUUGAGCAAUGAGCAUCCUUUUAUAGGAUAAAUAGAAUGUUUGGUAAAAAAAACUUCUAUUUAUGGUAUGGUGGUUAGCAGCGGGACGUUCCUUCCAAUUUCUUAAUUUUGUUGUACUGGGGAAAGAGGCUAAAGUGUUAUCUCCUAUGGCUUAUGCGGGAUUGAUGGAGCACCAUAAAGACAUAGUAGAAUACUUCAAUGCUAGGGGUGUAUCUGCAAUAUUUUUGUUUCGAAGAAACCUGCUACGUUGGAUGGUUUCAGUUCUUUCAAAUUCCUAUGAUCGGCAUGCUAAAUUAUUGAAUGGAAUGCACAAGUCUCAUGUUCAUUCAGCAGAAGAGGCUGAAACCCUUUCAAAAUACAAGCCUACUAUAAAUUGCACAUUGUUAAUAGCUGAUCUGAAGGAGAUGGAGAUAAUGGCUGCCAGGGCUUACAACACCCGCCAUAUUGUUUUGUACUCUGAGGAUCUCGUAAAAAACGGCACACUAAGUUAUCAUGACAAUCUCUGCUGAAAUCCUGCAGAAGUCCUAAUUGUGAAGAACCUAUUAAUAAGCACAACAAGACCUAAUCACAUUCUAUAUUUUCAAAUUUGCAGAGAGAACAAAAAGGAUUGAUUUUUUUUUUCUAUUGUAAUUAGAUUCUUUUUUUUUUUUUGUUUCUAUUCUUCUUUCUGAAAAAAAGAAAAAAAGAAAAAAGGAAAAAAGGGAUUAAAAAAAAGGAAAGGAUUAUUUUGUUCCUGGUAGUUACUUCUUUAAUCGGUGGGUAGGAGCAUACUCUGGAUCAGAAUCAUGGGGAAUACUGCCUGACCAUUUUUACCAACUUAAAGUCCCAAUUAAUAUACUUUUUUAUAUUAUACAAAAAUAUCUUUUUAUAUAAUUUUUUAAAUCUCUCUUACUAAUCCUUUGUGUGCAUAGUGUAUAGGUUAUCCAAUGUAUUAUUGUAUUUGCUAUCCUCAUAUCUAAAUGAAUCCUAAAAAUUCCAUUUAGUUUAAGAUUUUCAUAACCUAUUUCAAAGUUCUGCUAUUCUAAUAACAAUAUCUAUGCAUGCCACAAGUCUGAAACCGCAUGCUUUUUAAGGUUUCAUGAAAUUUCUCCCAUCUUGAGGUACACUUUUUUUAGUGAAAAUUGUGUCAUUUUAGCCUGUAAUAGUGCACUCUUGAUAAGGAUACGAGCUGGAAGUCCAAUGUUAAUUUUGCUUACAUGCUGCAGAAACUCAAGGAUACUCAAGAAUUUCUGGGGCUUCCAUUUAUGGAGUUAAUGAACCGUCAGGUUAAAAUAUAUAAAGGUCCGUUAUCAGAUCAUACUGAGAACUGGGAUGACGUCAACAAGACACUAACCUGGUAUGAGAAUUUCCUCCAAGCUGACUGUUAAAACUGUAGAAGUCUGCUAACAUGUGGAAUGGUGCUGUGAAUACAGCUUCAACUAAUUUGUUGGGGAGGGUGCUAAUUAAGCAGUGCUAAAUGUCAUAAGCAAGUAACUUUAAGGGUUCUGGUUCAAGUCCUUAACGAGCAGUAACUUCAAGCAGAAAACCCCAAGGAUAGUAUUGCCUUCAAAUGCUUCCGUAAGAGUCAAGUUGACAAGGUCGUGUUUUUUCAAAUGAAAAUUUUGACCAUGCAGUGCUACUGCGCAUGCUUUUCUUUGCUCAACUCUCAGUUGAGCUGAAACUUAUUUUUUUUUUUCUCGAUCAUCAUCUUGUUAAUCAUAUGGAUACGGUGUAUAUGUCAGCUAAUUAAUUUCAAGAAAAUAUGAGAAAUUAUUUCAGCA
Messenger RNA from Hevea brasiliensis (rubber tree), 1889 nucleotides. RefSeq lists its product as uncharacterized. The record is from RefSeq and is a predicted model, not a curated record. NCBI's taxonomy places the organism in Eukaryota, Viridiplantae, Streptophyta, Magnoliopsida, Malpighiales, Euphorbiaceae. The transcript is spliced from 2 exons. The coding region runs from base 192 to 638 and encodes 148 amino acids.